Molecule: messenger RNA, 1197 nt
Organism: Humulus lupulus (European hop)
Lineage: Eukaryota; Viridiplantae; Streptophyta; Magnoliopsida; Rosales; Cannabaceae
Exons: 1
Coding region: 1-1197 (398 amino acids)
Source: RefSeq, a predicted model, not a curated record
AUGCAAAACAAGCCUACAUAUCCACUGGGGUUUUCUCAACAACCACCAAGAGCUCAACCACCUCCUCCUCAAGUGUCUCAAUCAAGCUCGUCGAAGAGUUUAAUGAACAAAUUUAUGGCCAAGAAUGAUGCUUUGAUUCAGAGCCAAGCGACAUCCUUGAGGAUCCUAGAGAUUCAAGUGGGGCAGCUAGCUAAUGAACUAAGGACUAGACCUCAAGGCACCUUGCCUAGUGAUACCGAGAAUCCAAGGAGAGAUGGCAAGGAGCAUUGCAAGGCGAUUACCUUGAGGAGUGGUAAAAAUAUGGGGUUGACUGAGGAUAAUACUAAGAGCAACAAUGAGCUCACUUCAAUCCAAAGUAAUGUGGAAAAGGAGGACAGAGUUGUGAGUUCGAAAAUGUCAAAUGCUGAUCCUGAAGCAAUUGCUGCAGCAAUUCCUCAGCAAAAUGCAACAAAGAUUCCUAUGAGCAAGCCACCUCCACCAUUUCCUCAACGAUUUCAAAAGCAACAACAAGAUGGUAAAUUCCAAAGAUUUUUCGAUGUUUUGAAACAACUUCACAUCAAUAUACUGUUGGUGGAAGCUUUAGAACAAAUACCUAACUAUGUGAAGUUUUUGAAGGAUAUUUUAACCAAGAAGAGGAGAAUUGGAGAAUUUGAAACGGUGGCUUUGACUGAAGGUUGUAGUGUUAUAUUGAAGAAUAAAAUUCCUCCUAAAUUGAAAGACCUAGACAACUUUACAAUUCCUUGUUCUAUUGGUGUUAGAGAUGUUGGUAGAGCACUUUGUGACUUUGCGGCUAGUAUCAAUUUGAUGCCUAUGUCGAUUUUCAAGAAGUUGGAAACUGGAGAAGCAAGGCCAACCAUAGUUACUUUGCAAUUAAUGGAUCAAUAUAUGGCACAUUCGGAAGGCAAGAUUGAAGAUGUACUUGUGCAAGUUGAUAAAUUCAUUUUUCUAGCGGACUCCAUUAUUCUUGAUUAUGAAGCGGAUAUAGAUGUUCCUAUAGUUUUGGGAAGACCAUAUCUUGCCACCGGAAGGACUUUGAUUGACGUUCAAAAAGGAAAGCUUACUAUGAGGGUGAAUGACCAACAAGUGACCUUUAAUGUGUUCAACUCUAUGAAGUUUUCGGAUGAGCUUGAGGAAUGCUCUUCUUUGAGUGUGAUUGAUACUAUAGUGGCUAAAAAGUUGCUAAAAGAAACUUGUUAA